Molecule: messenger RNA, 2221 nt
Organism: Panthera uncia (snow leopard)
Lineage: Eukaryota; Metazoa; Chordata; Mammalia; Carnivora; Felidae
Gene: INSYN2B
Product: inhibitory synaptic factor family member 2B
Exons: 4
Coding region: 284-1891 (535 amino acids)
Biological process (GO): inhibitory postsynaptic potential
Cellular component (GO): postsynaptic density
Source: RefSeq, a predicted model, not a curated record
UCAGAUGUUUAAUGAUUAGCCUAACUCAUUGUUUAUCUAAGUGGCAAUUACCACCGCAAUGAAAUAGUAUUUUAACUGCAGGGGGAGCAUUACGGCUAGUUCUCAAGUAGAAUCUACUGUCUGGGAAUGGCCAACAGAGCUUCCCAUACACAGAGGAGAGGACCACUUCAUCCUGGCUGGCAGAUCUCCAUGCCUGAGAUGCCAUCAUUAGAUGCUGCUCCAAAGACCUAAGGAAAUGUGCCCCGGAGAAGUGUACGGUCCCAAUCCUCUCAACUGAGGCUCAAUGGCACAGCAAAAUAUGAAAGUGCGGCCUGUGCUUCUAAAGCGUAACAGCCUAGAGUCAGUGGAGUUUGUGAAGGAACCCCACCACCGCAGGAGCAAAUCUCAACAGGUUCGAUUCAAGGAAGAUGGGACCAGUAAGACUCCACCUGGCCUAGCUGAGGCUGAUGUCCAGACUUCUGAGGACCCAGGUGCGAUGGGCAAGACUCAAGCCUCCAGGCACCAUCACCUUCCCACCUACUCACUCUCCUUCCCCAGGUCCCAGAAGGCAGGGGGCUUUCGGAACAUUGCGAUCCAAACCUCCCCCAGUCUCAGGAAGCAUUUCCCAGUUUUCAAAAGGAAGAGACUCACAGCCAGCAAGUCCCUGGUAGAAAUGCCAACAGCAUCCCAAAGUGCCAUCCAGGUCAACGGCAACCUCUCUGAACAGGACAUUGUGUCCUCUGACCUUGCCUACUUAAGAUUGGCUCAGCAUCUUGAGGAUGGGCCUCGAAGGGUCAAAGUGUCUCAUCCAUUUCCUCCUAGAAUGUCCAAGGUGCAAAGCAAUGGGCCUAUUAGCAUAUGCUUGGAAGCAGGGGCUUGGAGGGCCUCAGAGAAAGCAACUGCUGCCAUUCAGGUCCCCGAUGAUAUUUACCACAGUCCUACCUGGGCAGCUAGAAAGUCCACUUUCAGCCCAGACAGGUCAGGUGAUAUAAGCAACUCCAUACAUCCUUUGGUUGACAUAUGUCCAGGUGAUGGGAGAACAGUGCCACUAUCAGAUUCAGAAAGAUCCCCUUCCUGCUUAAAUGCCACCAGCGAUGCCAGCCACAUGCCAGGCACAGGGAAACUUAAACCCGAAUUGCUUUUGCCCAAAGACAACUCUGAUGACAAAGACCUUGGACCAUUGUCAUCUCGGUCAAAGGAAACAUGUGUUCCCUCACCUCCACGGACUCACCGCUCCCCCUCACCAGGCUCCCACAGCCAGCCAGCCCAUCCAGGAGGGGCUUCAGACUAUUCUUCAUCGAGCAACAAUCACCAGGAUCUGCUGUCACUCAAAACUAGCAGUGUGUCAAAAUCUGUCCCCAUGUGUCAGGAGCAGAUGGCAAAGAACCCCACCCAGUCAGACACCCAGGACUUUCCAAAUUGUUCAGGAAACAGUCACCUCCCAGCUCCUCUUCCAAGGAGGGAGACCACACUGCAGAGCAGCAGAGAGACUGGUGGGAUUAAUCCAAUUCACCUGGCACGGGGGGAGCUCUGUGAUCUCCAAGGCAGGCUGCAGUCCGUGGAGGAAUCUCUGCAUUCGAACCAAGAGAAAAUUAAAGUCCUUUUGAAUGUAAUCCAAGACUUGGAGAAAGCUCGAGCUCUCACAGAAGGGCGCAACUUUUAUCGAACUGGCCAAGAUCUCAACAACUGCAGUACCUGCCAGAAUACAGCGUGCAUCAUAUACAGUGUAGAAUAUGAUUUUCGACAGCAGGAAGGCAGGUUCCAUGAAGUUCUACAGAGUCUGGAGGAAGCAGAACCAGUUGAGGAGGCAUCUCCCCCACCAAAGUCCCCAGCAGAGCCUCCAGUCCCUGAGAAACAGGACUUAAGGAGGAAAACCAAGAAAGUGAAGAAGAAAUGCUUCUGGUGGAUCUGAGCUUGUUGGGUCCAUUCCCUUUGUCCUCCCCAAGUACCUCCCCAAGGGCCUGGUUGUCCAUUCUUGAACGGAGAUGUAAACACCUACUCUACCUACUUUGUAAGCUCUGUGCACAUUCCAACAUCAAAAUGAGCAGAACGACCCAGAGCUGAGUUGGAUCAUUUGCCAAAGUUACCCUGGAACGAUGAAGAGGUGUCUGAGGUAACUCACACAAAAGGAUAAUCCAACUCUUGAAUGAUGAAUCUCACCUUGUCAUACACUUGUAUUGAGUGAGGGGCCUGAGAUAAAGCCUCAACUGAAUUAAAUGAAACUGGGGUUGGAAAAUUUUGA